Molecule: messenger RNA, 615 nt
Organism: Thlaspi arvense
Lineage: Eukaryota; Viridiplantae; Streptophyta; Magnoliopsida; Brassicales; Brassicaceae
Source: the annotation of a GenBank genome assembly
AUGAACAACAACAACUCUAGAGCAGGCCAGUGGUUAGAACACCAUGAACAACACCAAGUUCAAGAGAUUACUCCGUCCUUCAACGCCAUUAAUAUGACAUCAUCAUCAGGAUCAUCCCUCGGAGAUGGUGCGAUGGUGCACGAAGUUGCCGGAAAGAGAUCUAGGGCUUCCAGGAGAGCCAUACCAACGACUCACCUAAACGCAAGCCCUAGUAAUUUCCGAACCCUAGUUCAGAAAUUCACGGGACGCUCUGCGGGAGGUGAAGCCAACCGGAGGAAAGGUCCGGUGACAUUGGAUUUCGGGUCUCCAACAUUAAUCUCUAAAGAAGCUAUCUUUCCAGUCUCCAGCGAUCGAAGUAACUACGAUCAUGAUUAUGCGCUUAAUCGUCACGUGAGUAACGAGCAGCGUCACGUGACUUGGUCAGGUACGCCGUAUCAGUUGGGUGAGGAAAGUAACUCAGUGUUUGAUCAAGAUCAUGAUCAUGAUCUGUUGAGGGAAUCUUCCGGGAAUAGUAGUUAUGAUGAUGGUAUGGACUAUAUGGAUUAUCAUUAUCAUGAUUUUCACCAAGAGACGGCAACGUUGGAGGAGUUUAUGAUGAGAGAUCUUGAUUUAUAA